AUGCCGGAUGGACGUUGCAAUUGCGCGGGCAUCAAAGUCUCCAUCGCGGAGCUGCCGAAGGAAUCGGUGAUCUGCUACUGCGGAAACUGCCGGCGAGCGGGCUCAACUCCAGGCUCGAUCGUGUACAUGUUUGACAAGUCAGAGGUAACAAUCAACGACCCCAAGAGCGCACUCAAGAGCUACACGGACAGCGACACAACUUCUGGGAAUACGAUCAUCCGUCAGUUUUGCAGUAACUGUGGAUGCCCAAUUGCAUCUCUGUUGUCUGAAGAUUCACCGAAGAUUAUCUUGAAGGGUGGAUUGUUCGAUCACAUUCCAAGACCUGGAGUCACGUCGUUUGAGCAGAAUCAACCAAAGUGGCUUGAGAUUGCAAAGGCCUGA
Ascochyta rabiei is the source of this 381-nucleotide messenger RNA. RefSeq lists its product as uncharacterized. The record is from RefSeq and is a predicted model, not a curated record. Gene Ontology annotation, molecular function: carbon-sulfur lyase activity. NCBI's taxonomy places the organism in Eukaryota, Fungi, Ascomycota, Dothideomycetes, Pleosporales, Didymellaceae. The transcript is spliced from 3 exons. The coding region runs from base 1 to 381 and encodes 126 amino acids.